GCGAAAAGGUUUUAUAAAACCCAGCUGAACGCCUAGGACUGGGGCGAUAGUGUGCAUGCCCACAGAGGGCUCUGAGUGCCGCCUCUCCCACCUGUGCCAUAGGUUUGCCACCACUGGGCUAGACACUGCCAUCUGUGUGGAUUUUAUACUGGAGGGUAAUUCUGACUAGUAUUAAUGAUUUAUAUUAAUAUUGUGAUUAAUUUUUCCCUAACUUUUCAUUUUAUAUAAUUACUCAAUUGAAGUUUCCUGAUAAUUUCUAUUAUUGUAACUUUCAAUAUAUCUUAAAAUGUUGCUGUUUUAUAUUGGAGAUAUAUUUGCAUGUAAAAAUUAUUAUUCAUAUUUAAAAUAUUGUGUAAAUGACAUCUGAAUAUAAAUCUAAUAUUUUUAAUUUUGUUUAGUGCAAUAUUUUUCAGGUAUAUAUUUAAGUCUAAUAAAUGCACUAUCGGUCUGAUUUUCUGCAGCAAAUGAAUUGAUUUUAUAUGCUUAAUUGGGUCAGAAAUCUUUAUUUCUAAAAUACACGUUUAAAAUAGUAGUCCUCUAAUUUAAAGUGUAUUAUUUCAAAAUCUGGAAGAAAUAAAACAGACCAAGGGCAGAACAUUUUGUGAUUCUACUUUCACAGAAAACUGCUGCUGGAUGGUACUUUGAGGUUCCGUUAGUCCCCAGUUGAAAUUUUUGCGAAUAAAUACCACCUAAUUACUCUUUUUGUUGGUAGAAAAAACAUUCACUGCAUAUCUUCGUUAUCUUGUCUGAUUUGGCUGCGCGCAGAUUCUCUAAUGCUUCCCAAUUCGGCGUCAAUGAAAUCGGCUUGCUCCGUUUCUAGAUGCAAGUGGUGGCGAGACCUUGAUUAAUUUCUUUACACCAUUUGCGAAUGCUGAGUAGCCUUACUCAUCUGAAAGGUAGUUAAUUCUGACUAGCUAUCGGCGGCUUUUCAGAACUGAAUUUGGGACGGCCAUCUGUUUGCGAAGCCACAGUUCUUUCUUCUGUCUAACGUAUUUUCCCCCAGUUCUUAUCACAAUGUUGAGUCCAAUUCGCUACAUCGCUCUCAGUUUAGGUUUUUGUGAAGACUUCGGGUUGUCUUCAUCAACAAGACCGGGGCCAACUGUUCGGAAAGGAUCGCGGGAGGAUAAUAAACCUACGAGGCGGCCAAAUGAUCUUCUGAUUAACGAGAUACCGACCAUUCUUUAUCUUUAGGCAGACGCCCUGCCCCCUUCUCUCCCCCCUGAAUUAACUUCAAGCAAAAGGCGUUAAACCGUAGAUCUGCGGCUCGCGCUUUUGCACACGACUCUGGAUCGAUUUAUUUCCCGCCUUUUUCCUCUUGAUUUCCUUCAGUGCUUGGGUCGUUGCUCUCGGUGCUGCUGUUUGAGGUAAUAAUCCAUUCACGCACGGCUCUCCUGAGCUGGCCUAAGAGCUGUAUUUCCAUCUCCCUUUCUCAGCGCCUCGCAACCUCCGUUGGUCACUUGGCUUAACGUGUGAUGUAUUCGAGAGUAACAUUUUAUCGUGGCUGACAACGGGAUCCUAUACCCGUGAUCUUUAUGCAUGAUUUUAGAGUAUUUUUAGAGCUUUUAGGUUAUAGAUGUUAUAGCACUAUAAAAGAAAUGUUUAACAAUAAAAAUAUUUGAUCGCUAUUGUAACUUGAAUAUGCCAAUUAAUAGCGAAAUGCAUAAACUAUCAAGUUAAACUUGAUAUUAGUAAAGUACUAUUUGGUAUUUGCAUUCAUUGUCGUUGGAAUGUAAAAUGUACAUUUGGUUUCAUCAAUAAUGUUGACAAAUGACACACUGUUUCAGACUAAAGUAUUACCUAAACAUUAUUUUUAUGCUAAUGAGCUUUUCAAAAUGAUGAGAGAUUGAUAAUUGAUCUAGAAACCCAUGUCCUAGAAGAGAGUAAAGCAAGAGGAGAGAAAUGUAGAUAAGUAGAAAAGAAGUACAUUUGUUUACAUUACACGUAUUCCUAAACAUAUUGAUACAAAAGUUUCUGAAUUUAUUGGGAGCCAUUUACAGAGACUCCAGUGGUUUACAAAAAUAAAUCAACAAUGAAAACAUCCAUGAAUGAGAAAGAAGAAGAGAAAUCUUUUAAAUUUAAAUUGUUUGUACCACCAAGACUGAGUAACACCCAGGUAUCUGCAGUCAAACCACAAACAAGUACACGGGAUGAGGGUUUCUUUCAGAAUUUUAGUAAUGGAACAGAAGAAUAUUAUAAUUCAUCUUAUGGAAUGAAAAAUAUUUCAAAACAUAUAGAAGCCAUUGAUCCUUCUCCACAGAAAGUAAAACAUGUUCCUGACAUAGAGCAAGAGAAUAUGGAGACAAUGAAUGAACUUUAUUCAAGGCUUUACAAAGAAGCAGAAAAGAUCAAGAGAUGGAAAGUCAGUGUACAAUAUGAAUUAAAGGAAAAAGAGAAAAAAUUGCAAGAAAAUAGAAAGAUUAUUGAAGCAUUGCGUAAAGCCAUUCAAGAAUUACAGUUUGAAAAUGAAAAAUUAAGUCUAAAACUUGAAGAUGAAAUACAUGAAAACAAUGAACUUCUAAAAGAAAGCAAUGCUACAAGACAUUUGUGCAACUUGCUCAAAGAAAAAUGUAUGCAAUCAGUGGAGAAAUGCAACAAAUAUGAAUUUGAACGAGAAGAAACAAAACAAAUGUAUGUGGAUCUUAACAAUAACAUUGAGAGAAUGAUAAAGGCUUUUGAAGAACUUCGUGUACAAGCAGAGAACAUCAGGCUGGAAAAGUAUUACAAAAUAAAAGAAGCAGCUGAUAAAAUAGAACAGCUUGACAAAGGACACAAGAGAGAGAUAAAUUCCAUGGAAAAAGAGAUUUCUAUACUGAAAGAAGAAAGUGAUAAAAAAGAUAACAAAAUAAAGCAGACAAACAGUCAGUUACAGGAAUCAAGAUUGUUAAUACUUGAAUUCGAAGAAAUAAGAAAAAAACAAGAUGAGAUAAUAAAAAAAUCAGAAAGCAAGCAACAAAUCUUGUUGGCAGAACUGGAAAAUACUACACAUUCUUUGGAAGAUACAAAGAAUACUUGUAACAAUUUAGAAACUGAGUUGCGAAUUACAGUAAAAACAUUAGCAGAAGUCACUGAAGAAAAGGAAUUGAUUAUAAGAGAAUUUGAAGAAACUAGAAUUCUGCAUGCAUCUGUUACUGAUGGGUUCCAGAUUGAAGUUUCUAAUUUGAAGGAGAUGCUAAUCAAGGAAGAAAAUAGGAAAAAGGAAUUGAGAGAUGCCUCAGAUGCAUUAGUUUUGGAACUCCAAAAUAAAUCAUCUGAACUAGAAAUGAUGACCAAACUGAAAAAUGAUAAAGAAAAACAAAUUGAAGAAUUGGAACCAGUCUUAGAACAGGUCCAAGAAUUUUUACAUGGAAAACAAAUUCUUGAGAAGACCAUUGAGAAAUUACAAGAAAGAGAAAGAGAGUUAAAGAACACUCUUCAGACAAGAGAGAAAGAAAUACAUCAUUUGGAAAUGCAAUUGUCCGAUGAAUUCGAAAAUAAACAAAAUUGCUUUCAACAGCUUGCAACACUGAAAGCAGAGCUUGAAAAAGAAAUCCUAAAGAAUAAAGAGUUAAAUAUGGAGUGGAACAAACUUUUACUUGAGAAAGAACAAAUUAUAACAGAGAAAAAGAUGGUGGACGAUGAACUUCAACAAUGUAAAGAUAAUAUUAAGAAUGUUAAAAAUACAGAUGAAGAAGCCAAAAAUCAAAUUAACAUUUUAAAACAAACAAACCUCCUAUUAAGCAAUGAAUUAGAGGAAGUAAAGGAGAAACUAAAACAAAAGGAUGAAGAAGCAAAAAAGAAAGUUGAUGAAAAUGAAGAAAAUGUUAGAAAUAUUGAAAAUGAAAUUUCAAAAAAGGAAAAACAACUGAAAACGUUAGAAAACAAGGUUAAUACUUUAAAGAAGCAGAUUGAAAUGAAAAUCAAGAAUAUUGAAGUACUACAGCAAGAAAAUAAAAGCUUGAAAAAAAAACUUGGAACAGAAAGCAAGCAACUGAAUAUUAGUGAAGGAAAGGUGAAUAAUUUCCAAUUAGAGUUAGAAAACAUAAAUAGGUUACACAAAGAAACAAGUGACAACUAUAAAAAUGAAAUUGAGAUGGCUAAGGCAAAUGAAAAAAGACUUCUCAAGGAGAUAGAAACAAUGAAUUCUUUAACAAAUGAAGCAAUGGCAAUGCAGAAAGAAAUGGAUAUUCGAUGUCAGCACAAGAUUACUGAAAUGGUAGCACUUAUGGAAAAACAUAAGCACCAAUAUGAUAAAACGGUGGAUGAGAAAGAUACAGAAUUAGAGUUUCAUAAGACAAAACUGCAAGAACUAUCAUCAGAAAUAGAGUCUUUGAAAAAUGAACUUUCUUGUAAGAAAAGUGAAGUUUUUUCUCUUCAGGAGCAACUUAAAAGAGAAAUUAAUGAGAAGGAAAACCUAGCCAGAGAAGCAAAUCAGAAACUACAGGCAUCACUUGUAGAAGUUCCUAAAGCUACUAAUUCAGACCCUCAGUCAGUUAACUCCCAAAAGAACAUAUAUCAACAUUUUAUACCUGUUAAUGAGAACAUAGAAUAUACAGAAAAGUCUUCAUGGAUACCUGCCAAGACAUAUACUGUAAAGACACCACCAAAAUCUAAACUGCUAAGAGAAAGCACCAAUUUAGUUUCAGAAGGAAGAAAAAAGAAAAGAAAAGUUAUUUUGGAAUUGGAUUCUCGGUCAGACAGCUCUGACAAUACUGACCUCCUGAGUAUUGUAACAGAACAAGAAAUGUUUAAAAAGCUGAAUAAAAAUUACUCAGAAUCUUCUCAUCUAUACGUCCGGACACCAAAGCAGAUUCAAGCUCCAUCUAUUCUGAAAACUCCAGGAUCUUCGAUGAAACUUGCCACUGUAAGAAAGAUGCGAGAGGCAGGAUGGACUGCAAUCUCCAAAAUCGACAGAAGAAAAAAAAUGAAAGAAGCUGGAAAGCUCUUUACUUAAACCAAAUAUUUUUUCUUUUUAGAAGAAUUAAUUGUUCAGUUAGAUAAUAUAUUUAAAUUCAAUGUUAUUUUUCUAUUCGUAUUGUGUGGGCACAUAGAUUGACAUGCCCUUUGAAGCUGUUUUGCCAAGUGUAUCCCAAUAUCUUAUCCCAAUACCAGGUGUAGCAUGGGCUAGCAUGUUGAAGAGGCCACUGCUGUGUCUUUAUUGUUUUGCAACAUAUUUCGAAUGAUAUUUACAAAGAAGCCCAUCUCAUUGCCUGCAUUGAAAUGAAAUACUCUGAUGAUCAGAGUCAAUAUAGUUCUGCAAAGGAGCUCCACUUCACACAUUUUGUUUCAAUAACUUUUGUUUUUACAGUAAUUUAUCCCAAUUCUUUUGAAAAUAUAUGUUGAACAAAUCUCUUAAAAGCUUGUCUUAUAGAGCAACCCAUUUCUUGUAGAUACAAUUGUAUAUCAGAAGUAUGCACAUCCCUCCCUUAAGGAUUUGACCUGUGAAUAAGUAAGAACAAUUUUUAGUAAGCAGAAUAGCCUAUAUUUUCUCAGUAGAAAAGCAAAGCAAGAUUUCUUCCCUUAACCCUUUGUUAGUUUUCCCAUGUUUUCUAUAGGUUGAAGUUAAUGUAACAAAUAAGAAUGUUGCCAUUAUUAUUAUUGAAAAUAUAGUUUAAAAAAUUAUAAAUGUUUGUUAUUUACCUAAGUACAGUAACACCAAUGAAACAACCUGAAGUUUUUCGAAGUGGGAAGCAAAAUAUUAUUAACUGUUAUGGAAAUACAUUGUGGUAAUAAAAUUAUUUUAUUUUCUCAUAUUGAGUUAAGUCAUAUUCCUAAUUGGCACAAGGAUUUAGCCACAUCCAAAAACACAGUCCUUUAUAGCCUUCCUAGUGAUCCUGAAUGUUUUCAUAAAUUGGGAUUAAUAUCCAAGUGGUUUUUUUUCCAGGAAAAAAAUUGUCCAGGUUAUUUUAAAGUAUAAGUGAUAAUUUUGAAGCUCA
This is a messenger RNA of Crotalus tigris (Tiger rattlesnake), 5912 nucleotides long. It is a transcript of the gene SYCP1, whose product is annotated as synaptonemal complex protein 1. Gene Ontology annotation, biological process: meiotic DNA repair synthesis; lateral element assembly; synaptonemal complex assembly. Gene Ontology annotation, molecular function: double-stranded DNA binding. Gene Ontology annotation, cellular component: central element; male germ cell nucleus; transverse filament. The coding region runs from base 2030 to 4930 and encodes 966 amino acids. Lineage: Eukaryota; Metazoa; Chordata; Lepidosauria; Squamata; Viperidae. The transcript has 33 exons. The record is from RefSeq and is a predicted model, not a curated record.